GGCAUCACAGAGGGACCCGAUUUUUCUAUACUAAGGACGCAAUACUCGCAAGAGGAUAAUAGUAAGUCAGAAAUAUGUUUUUCUAGUAAAGAGGUUAUCGUAUAUUGCCAAAAUUUUAACCGAAUGAAAGGCGCCAAAAAAGUUAAUGAAAUAUAUAGGCAGGUUGCCGCAAGUAAUUUCUCUGUCAUAUUAGGUACAGAAACGAGUUGGGACGAAAGCAUAAGUAGCGAGGAAGUUUUUGGAAGUCGAUUUAACGUUUUUAGAGAUGAUCGUGACAAAGCAGUAUCUAAUAAGAAAUCUGGCGGAUGAGUAUUAAUCGCAAUUAGUGCCAAUUACGAGUCGGAGAAAAUUUCAACCAGCAAGUGUAAAGAAUUUGUUGAAUUAUGAUUGAUUUAUUUUCCAGUGCUAUAUUUUCGAACAUUGAAUUAUCGAUUGAACUACCCCUAGCCUAACUUGAAAUCCCAUAAUUAUAUUGUACAAUGAAUUUCCGCUCUUAGGUAUAAGAUUUUUUCUAUAAAAGCUCAGCAGAGCCAGAAAACGCUCUCUUUCCACUCUCCAAAUUCGCUCGUGCUACAUCAUCAUAUCACAGUUCCCAGUUAUCUAAACCAGUGCGCAGUUUUUGCUCCGCUUUCGAGGCCGAUAUUUUACAGUGUGUAUAAAUCGCAAAAAGUUCUAAACAGUGGUGCCGAAACCCGGGAAUUCGUCUCGCCGGAUAAGUGUCGGGUCGCGUAGUGUGUGUAAAAGCAGUUUGUGACCGUGUGCUGGGACCACGUGGGAUAUCCUUUCUCGACACGGGCGGGCUCGAUUUGGGGGAGCUCCGAAGCAGCACUUCGUGACCAUCUCUCGUCACCUCAGGAAGCGUUAAUCUACUUCGGCGGCCGUUCUGGUACGGCAAUCCGCGCCCAGCAGGUCGGAAUCAACCUUGCUUAACAGAGUACUGUGUUCGGGUUCGUGAUGUCAGGAAUGUACACUACGCCUGCGAAUCAACCGCCAAUUUGCAUAGUUAGUACAGCUAACAGUCUGGACGGGAUGCUUCAGAGAUUUUGGGAGAUGGACAAUCUAGAUCACGGUAGAGCUCUGACAUUGGAUGAGCAACGGUGCGAAGACCACUUCAGAAGAACAGUGACGCGUGAACGAGAUGGGAGAUACGUAGUUCGGCUGCCUGUACGAGACGAUCGACUGCCGUAUCUAGGUGACGCACAUCAGUUAGCACAGCGUCGGUUGCUGUCUACCGAACGACGGUUUAGAACUGAUCCGAACCUUCAACAGAACUACCACCAGUUCAUGGAGGAGUAUGCAAGACUAGGACACAUGGAGCCCAGCGUCUAUACAGGUAAUCAACAAUCGUUUUUACCCCAUCAUCCCAUAUUUCGACCCGACAGCACUACCACAAAGAUUCGCAUUGUUUUUGAUGGCUCGUGUAGCGAAACUAACCAAUUAUCCUUGAACGAAGUUUUGUAUGCUGGGCCGACUGUCCAGCCCACACUGUUAUCCAUAGUUUUAAACUUUCGAAUUCCCAAAUUUGUUUUUAUAGCUGACAUUGAGAAAAUGUUUAGGCAAAUUUGGAUCCACCCUGAUGAUCGUAGAUUCCUUCAACUUUUGUGGAGGAACGAUCCCACAGAUCCUAUUUCCAAAUUUCAAUUAGCUACAGUGACAUACGGGACGUCUUGUGCCCCAUUUCAAGCUGCUCGCGUCCUAAUGCAGCUGGCGGAAGACGAAGAAUCGCGAUUCCCUAUGGGAGCGAAGAUAAUUCGCAAGAAUACAUAUGUUGAUGAUACGCUAACUGGUGGAGACGAAAUAGAGGAAGUUGUUGAAUCUACGGUCCAGCUAAGAUCGCUGUUAGCUACAGGUGGUUUUAACCUUCGUAAAUGGUGUGCGAAUGAUGAGCGAGUAUUAGCCAAAAUUCCUCAUGAGCUGAUUGAGAUGCCUAGUGAAAUUGAGAUAGAUCGGUCGUCAUCGGUGAAAACUUUAGGUUUACUCUGGAACCCUCAUAGUGACCAAUUUGCAUUUAAACUACCAGUGCUGCCUACCGCGGAUGUGAUAACAAAGCGUGUUGUUGUUUCUGAAAUGGCACAAUUGUUUGAUCCCAUGGGCCUCGUCGGCUCAGUAGUUGCGGCCGCUAAAAUUUUCGUUCAACGUUUAUGGUCGGGCCAAUACACAUGGGAUGAACAAUUGCCCGAAGAUUUGAGAUUGUGGUGGCAAGCCUACCGCGAUCAGUUACCGGUACUAAAACAACUGCAAGUGACUCGCCGCGUAAUAAGUAACAAACCUUAUUCAAUUCAUUGCUUUUGUGAUGCAUCCGAACGUGGAUAUGGAUGUUGUGUGUAUAUUGUUUCUAGUAAUCACACAAGCAACUUAUUGAUAACUAAAUCACGAGUUUCGCCUCUACGAGCACAAUCAAUUCCUCGUCUGGAAUUAUGUGCGGCUUUAUUGGGCAGUCAAUUAGUUAAUCAAAUUCUCACUACAACCGAUUUUUCUGGGUCAGUCACCUUUUGGACAGACUCUUCAGUGGUUUUACAUUGGAUUCACUCUCCUUCAUCAGUGUGGAAGGUGUUUGUUUCUAAUCGCAUUUCAGAGAUUCAAAAACUUACUGAAGGACAAACCUGGAGACAUGUCCCUUCCGAGAUGAACCCAGCCGAUCAAAUCUCACGUGGAGUUCAACCUUCUGAACUUGUAAACAACGAACUGUGGUGGCAUGGUCCUGAUUUUUUAGUGAAAUCGCCAGCCUGUUGGCCAUCGAAUCGGAAGUUUCCGAAUAUUGAUAACAUUCACAUGACUGAACGUCGUUCACUUGUUUCUCUGUUCACGACUAGCACCAUUCAUGAUAAAUGGGACAUAUUUGAAAGAUAUUCGGAGUUAUCCACCUUGCUCAAGGUUGUUGCUUGGUGUUGGAGAUUUUUUGAACACAUUUCCAAAAAGCGUUCUGGAAAAUUUAGUACUCUUACACCAGAGGAGUUAAAUCUUGCAUUAAAACGCCUGGUUCGGCUUGCACAGCAACAAUCUUUCCCUGAUGAAAUCAAAUUAUUGACUAAAGCAAAAGGUGAAGAAUGUACACAACCCGAAAUGAAUUUCAAGUCCUUGAUGAAGGGACUAAAUGUUUAUUUGGAUGAAUUCGGAUUACUCCGAAUUAGAGGACGGCUUGAAAAAUUGUCCGCUCCAUUGGAUACAAGGUGUCCUAUUCUAUUGCCGUCUGAUCACAAAAUUACUAUGUUGAUUGCUCGUUCUAUUCAUCAUCAAACUCUUCAUGCUGGCCCAACGUUAUUACUAGCCACCAUCCGUCAGCGAUUUUGGCCAUUGCAUGGGAGAAAUAUUGCUCGCAAAAUAGUUCGUGAAUGCAUACAAUGCUUCAGGUGCAAUCCUCGUGGAAAUCACCAAAUUAUGGCCCCUCUUCCUUCAGUGAGGAUCACACCUGCGAGAGUGUUUUCCAACUGUGGUUUGGACUACUGUGGCCCUUUUCUUGUUCGUCCCCUUGUUGGUAGAGGAUCUUCAGUUAAAAUUUAUGUUGCAAAUUUUGUUUGCAUGGUCUCAAAAGCUAUGCACCUAGAAAUCGUUUACGAUUUGUCAUCUCAAGCUUGCAUCAAUGCUAUGAAGCGUUUUAUUGCCAGACGUGGUAGAUUGCUGAACUUGUAUUGCGACAAUGCAACAGCCUUUGUGGGAGCAAAUCGAGAACUUAAGGAGCUCCGGGUACAAUUCCUCGGCCAAUUCAAAACCGAACAUUGGAAUAACUUUUGUUUAGAACAAGGAAUUAACUUUCAUUUUAUCCCAGCCCGCUCCCCCCAUUUCGGUGGGUUGUGGGAAGCGGGGGUAAAAUCCUUUAAACACCACUUUCGCCGUAUUUUGGGUUCGAAAUCUCUUCGUCUGGAUGAAAUGGUCACCGCAGUAACUCAAAUCGAGAGCAUACUUAACUCUAGGCCAUUGACGCCGUUAUCUAACAACGCUGAGGAUUUAAAUGCUUUAACGCCGGGACAUUUUAUAAUCGGAGAACCAAUGUUCUCAAUUCCGGAGCCAGACGUGACGGAUAUGAGCAUUAACCGCUUAAAUCGUUUCCAGGAAUUGAAACGAUCCGUCCAAGAUUUCUGGCACCGAUGGUCCCGCGAUUACGUGAGCCAGUUGCACCAACGACCCAAAUGGCAAACCGAAACUCACAACGAUCCGGUCCAAGGCGCAUUGGUCCUGCUCAAACAGGAGCACCUUCCUCCACUUCAGUGGAACUUGGGUCGCGUCGUCGAAACGUACGCAGGGAGCGAUGGGCACAUAAGGGUGGUGCUAGUGCGAACAGUUCGAGGAAUGUUCAAAAGAGCCGUGACCGAAGUCUGCACACUCCCGAUAGAUGUACUUCCAACGUCAAGCCCAAUCGAGAGCCAAAGGUCGCACGAAAGGAAGCAGCUAGGAACCGACAACGGAAGGAUACAGGUACAGAUACCGAGGACGACGCAUCGUAGGAUCAAACGCAGUUGAAACAGUAGGUUUCAACGGGGCCCUGUGUGUUGAAUUAUGAUUGAUUUAUUUUCCAGUGCUAUAUUUUCGAACAUUGAAUUAUCGAUUGAACUACCCCUAGCCUAACUUGAAAUCCCAUAAUUAUAUUGUACAAUGAAUUUCCGCUCUUAGGUAUAAGAUUUUUUCUAUAAAAGCUCAGCAGAGCCAGAAAACGCUCUCUUUCCACUCUCCAAAUUCGCUCGUGCUACAUCAUCAUAUCACAGUUCCCAGUUAUCUAAACCAGUGCGCAGUUUUUGCUCCGCUUUCGAGGCCGAUAUUUUACAGUGUGUAUAAAUCGCAAAAAGUUCUAAACAGAAUUUGAUCAUGUUUGGGUCAAAUCAUCAAUAGGGAGUCAGGUUCAUAUAUUUGCAACGGUAUAUUUUCCACCUGAAAAUGCUAAAAAAGAGUCAUACUUAAAAUUUUUCACUAUUGCUGAGCAAAUUAUUUCAAAGUUCAGUCCAGAGACAAAUAUUCACGUAUAUGGCGAUUUCAAUCAACGAUCUGUAAAUUUUGUUAUUGAUGACGAAAAUGACUCUCUAUUGAUACCAAUUGUGGGAGACAAUGAAACACUCCAAUGCCUUUUCGAAAACAGUUCAGAAAUUGGUCUCAAUCAAGUCAAUCAUAUUAGAAAUGAGAAUAAUUCCUAUUUAGAUUUACUUUUUACUAAUAUGACUGAUGAUUUUUGUGUGACAGAAUCAUUAAGCCCGUUAUGGAAAAAUGAAAAAUUUCAUACCGCAAUUGAAUUUUCCAUUUUCGUACAUAGUACCUCGGUGAGGCCUGAUGACAAUUUUUUCGAACCAAGCUUCGAUUACAAAAAUGCUAACUUUGAACUCAUUAAGAGAAAACUGAACUGUAUAGAUUGGCAGACUCUUAUUCGUGACUCAAACAUUGAUCAGGGUGUCGAUAUAUUCUAUCGUACUAUCUUCGAUAUAAUUGAACAGACUGUUCCUAAAAAGCGGAAGAAAGUGAACAUACAUAGAGUACCUGUAUGGUACAAUCAUGACAUAGUAAAUCUUAAGAAUAGAAAACAAAAGGCUCAUAAAACCUACAAACGCAAUAGGAACGAUUCAAACCUUGCGUUCUACUUGUCUAUAUGUGAUCAGUUAAACUUAGAGAUUAAAAGAGCACAUGAAAGCCAUAUCAACAAAAUUGAAAGCAAUAUCAAGUCAGACCCUAAAUCGUUUUAUGAAUACGUAAAAGACAAACAAAAAUCCAACAACUUUCCAUCAAAUAUGCAAUUAAAUGAAAAGGUAGGAAAUAAUUCAGAUGAUAUAAGUAAUUUGUUCGCCGAUUUCUUCCAGAACAUUUAUACAACUCAUGAAAAUAAUAUAAGAGAUUACGAUUAUUUCUCUUUCCUUCCAGAACCGACCAAAGACAUUGCAGUAGAUAAUAUAUCUCCUAUUGAGAUUUUACAGCGCCUUGAAACCUUAGAUCCCUCUAAGAGUGCUGGACCAGAUGGUCUACCACCACUCCUUCUGAAGUCACUUUCGAAAGAGCUAGUUAAACCACUUUUCUGGCUAUUUAACUCAUCUCUUAAGUCCAACUAUCUUCCGCAUAUUUGAAAAGAAUCUUUUUUAGUCCCAAUUUUUAAAUCAGGUAAAAAAUCUGAUAUUAAAAACUAUCGCGGAAUAGCCAUUUUAUCCUGUAUCCCUAAAUUAUUUGAAUCAAUAAUCAAUGACAAGAUAUUCUCUCAAGUCAAAUGUCUAAUAACUUGUAAUCAGCAUGGUUUUUUCAAAGGACGAUCAACGACCACUAAUAUAUUGCAAUUUGUAACAUUUUCAAUUAACGCCAUGGAUAGAGAGCAUUAUGUUGAAACACUGUACACUGAUUUCAGUAAGGCAUUCGAUAGAGUUGAUAUUGCUUUAUUACUAUUUAAAUUAGGUAGGCUUGGUUUCAAUCCUGGAUUGUUAAAGUGGAUACAAUCGUACCUAUCCGAUAGAACCCAAAGAGUGAGAUUUGAACAUAGCAUAUCCACAAAAAUAAUUGAGGUUACAUCCGGGGUACCACAAGGAUCUCAUCUUGGUCCUCUAUUGUUCAUUUUAUUUGUCAAUGAUGUAGAACGUGUCUUGAAUCGCCUCAAUGUUCUAAUAUAUGCUGAUGAUAUGAAACUGUUUCUUGAGAUAUGUAAUUCAGCAGAUCUUGAUGUAUUUCAAAAUGAAAUAGAUGUUUUCCAUAACUGGUGUCAGCAAAACUUGCUUGAAAUUAAUGUUAAAAAAUGCGUUUCUAUUUCAUUUACAAGAAAAUAUACGGUUGAACCAACAGCUAUUUACCUUAAUAAAAUACCAGUUGAACUAUGUAAGCAGGUUAGAGAUUUAGGUAUAAUUCUUGACUCUAAAUUGUGUUUUAAUGAUCACUACAACAACAUCAUAUACAAAGCAAGUAACAAGCUAGGAUUCAUAAAGAGAUUCAGUUACCAUUUCAAUGACCUUUACACAAUCAAGACAUUGUAUAUUACAUAUGUUAGACCACUUCUUGAAUAUUGUAGUAUUGUUUGGGCUCCAUAUCAUGAAACGCAUAUAAAUCGUAUAGAGUCUGUUCAAAAACAGUUUUUGCUUUUUGCGCUUCGUAAGCUUGGCUGGACGACACUACCUUUGCCCUCUUAUGAAUCGCGAUGUUUGUUAAUAAAUUUGGUUGGUCUCAAAAAAAGAAGAGAAUUUGCCAUGAUAGCCUUCAUCAACGAUGUUAUAUCACAGAAAGUCGACAGCGCAGUUAUGCUAGAAAAUCUAAAUUUUUACGCUCCCACUCGUCAACUAAGAAAUAGGAAUCUAUUUUAUAUUAAAUACCAAAGAACUGACUAUGGCAUUAAUGGGCCUAUUAAUAGAAUGAUGUCGUGCUAUAAUAGUUAUUGUGAAGCAAUUGAUAUAACAAUGAAUAGAUCGAAACUUAAACAUGUUUUCUUUUCAAGAUACACAAGGCAAUAAGACAAGUGAAAAUAGAAAUUAAAAAUUUCAUUGUUACAGACGUUAUUUAUUAUAAUUUUUACUGUAAAAUUUGGUCUACGUAUUGAUUGACGACAAAUGAAUAAAUAAAUUUUUCAGGACUUUGGGUUCUCAUCAUCCAGCA
Messenger RNA from Aedes albopictus (Asian tiger mosquito), 7539 nucleotides. RefSeq names its product tyrosine-protein kinase transmembrane receptor Ror. The transcript is spliced from 2 exons. Lineage: Eukaryota; Metazoa; Arthropoda; Insecta; Diptera; Culicidae. Gene Ontology annotation, molecular function: nucleic acid binding; transmembrane receptor protein tyrosine kinase activity; ATP binding. The record is from RefSeq and is a predicted model, not a curated record. Gene Ontology annotation, biological process: multicellular organism development; positive regulation of kinase activity; protein phosphorylation. Bases 955 to 4458 code for a protein of 1167 amino acids. Gene Ontology annotation, cellular component: signaling receptor complex; plasma membrane.